Molecule: messenger RNA, 1141 nt
Organism: Erigeron canadensis
Lineage: Eukaryota; Viridiplantae; Streptophyta; Magnoliopsida; Asterales; Asteraceae
Product: dof zinc finger protein DOF1.7-like
Exons: 1
Coding region: 220-912 (230 amino acids)
Biological process (GO): regulation of DNA-templated transcription
Molecular function (GO): DNA binding; DNA-binding transcription factor activity
Source: RefSeq, a predicted model, not a curated record
UAUCAUUAUUUAUCGAUCAUAUAUGGAAUCCAUUCAUUGUCACACACAUAUUAUUUUCUAGUUAGCUAGAUAUUUCAUUUCAUCAUCCAUCACAUUAUAUCAACCAAAUAGUUCCUUUUAUUAUAUCACUAUAUAUAUAUAUAUGGGAUUAUAUAUUUCAGAUAUUUAAUUAUACAACACUCUACAAAUUCUUACUAGCUUCUAUAUAUAUGUAUACAAAUGCAUGAUAUGGUUAUGCAAUCCAUGGGAGGUGGAUUACGGCAGUUAAAACCACCGCAUGGUGGUGGUGGUAGUAGUUUAAAGUGUCCACGUUGCGACUCAUUAAACACUAAAUUCUGUUACUACAAUAACUACAAUCUUUCUCAGCCGCGUUUCUUUUGCAAAGGCUGCCGUCGUUACUGGACUAAAGGCGGCGUCCUUCGCAACGUUCCCGUCGGUGGCGGCUGCCGUAAAAAAUCCAAACGCUCAAAGCCCAUCUCCGGUACCAAAAACAACAGCAACCCUUCAACCGUCGUAGUUAAACCAUCUUCCGGCUCACAUAGCUCAAGCAACAACUCUUCUCCGGCGACUACGACGGCACCGGUGGCAGAGACGACGAAGACGACAAAUUCUAGUUUUCAUGAAACGUGUUUUGAUAUUCCGGUGUUUGAUACGGACAGCCACCAUAACAUGUUGUCGGAAAUUGGGAUGUUGAAAGGACUGAUGACGUCAUCUUCCGAUGGGUUACCUAUAGGGAUGACGUCAUCGAUGCCGCCACAGCGUGGUCAUGAAUGGGUUAUUGGUGGGGAUAACGGCGGCGGAGAUGCGACGGAGGAGGGAUGGGGGCUGUUUGACGAUCAUCAAGAAACAUAUUGGUGGGAUGAUAAUAGUAACCAUCAAGAUCAUCAUGAUCAGCUUAAUUAUUUUCCUUAAUUAAUCAGUCAUAUAUAUUGAGGUAUUUAUAUCUAUUGCGAUAUUAUUGUAAUUUGUAAUACUAGUUGUCUAGUAUACGUUAACAUGUUUUUGGGUUGUAACAAAUUUAACAUUUCUUGUUUUGUGUUAAUUAAUUUAAGACUUUUGAGUCGGUCUAUUUCAAAAGGCCAUGAUGAAAAAGGUUGUAUUGCAAGGAAUGAUCUAGCUUGUUAGCUUUUGGUUACUCAAA